Molecule: messenger RNA, 534 nt
Organism: Talaromyces rugulosus
Lineage: Eukaryota; Fungi; Ascomycota; Eurotiomycetes; Eurotiales; Trichocomaceae
Exons: 1
Coding region: 1-534 (177 amino acids)
Source: RefSeq, a predicted model, not a curated record
AUGGCGUCCGCGCCUAGCUCCAAGGUUGGCCAGGGCUGCCCGCCCCAUGGACCGGGUCCACCCUCUGCAUCCAAUGGCAUGUUUCAAAUGGGCACAUGCCCCACCACAACUAACGGACAACGUGGGUCCCGAUGGAGCCACGCUGCCCCACGCAGCCUACCAGGGCCCGCCACUGCAGCCCAGGCCUCGCGCUGGCCGCGAAUCACGCUGCGAUCUCGUGCAGGCGCCCAGAGCUUAUUUCAUGUGCCUUGUCCCUGUCCCGGUGCUGUUUCCGGCAUUUCCAAUCCUCAUAUCACGACUGUGCCUGUGUGCCUGUGUGUACCGGUCUCCGUACAAGUGGCCGCAGAGGGACAGAAGCACCAUGGGUCCCGAUCCAGCCCAGAGGAGCAGCCGUAUCGCCAUGAUGAUCGCCCUGGUGGACCCCCUCAUUUCAGUCUUCAACCACUGGCCGCCCAAAACGGUAUUUCUGUGCAGCGAUCCAGCAGAUCGCCUCCUGAGCGUAUCCCCUUGAAUCCGUCCCGGUGGCCAAUGUAA